Molecule: messenger RNA, 1089 nt
Organism: Trichoplusia ni (cabbage looper)
Lineage: Eukaryota; Metazoa; Arthropoda; Insecta; Lepidoptera; Noctuidae
Exons: 1
Coding region: 235-987 (250 amino acids)
Biological process (GO): DNA integration
Molecular function (GO): nucleic acid binding
Source: RefSeq, a predicted model, not a curated record
CGAUUAAGAGGUACAACUUAACAACCUAAAAUGGGUAAUUUACCGUCUCAACGAAUAACGCCAGACUAACCAUUUUUAUCCGUUGGCCUUGACUUUGCUGGCCCAUUUUACAUAGUUAACCGUAAAGGUCGAGGCUGUCGCAUUGUAAAAUGUUACUUAUGUCUUUUUGUUUGCCUUCGUUAUAAAUGUAUACACCUUGAAGCAGUCAGUGACUUAACAAAGGAUGCAUUUAUUAUGUCAUUAAAACGAUUUAUAUCUCGUCGUGGCAAGCCAACUGAAAUAUUUAGUGACAAUGGUACUAAUUUUGUAGCUGCCGGGAAAGAAAUAGGCUCGUUCAUCAAACAGAAUCAUGAACCUUUAGUUGACUUUGCAAGUCAGCAAUCUAUAAAUUUUAAAUUCAUUCCGGCUUACACUCCUCAUUUUGGUGGCAUAUGGGAAGCCGGGGUUAAGCCGGCAAAACAUUUGUUACGACGAGUUUUAGGCGAAUGUCACUUGACGUUCGAGGAACUGUCUACUUUAUUCGCACAAGUGGAGGCGAUUCUCAAUAGCCGUCCCUUGUGUCCCCUCUCAUCCAGUCCUAACGACCUCCUUUCCCUCUUCCCAGGACAUUUCAUCAUUAGCCGACCGCUGAUCGCUCUGCCAACACCAAACCUGGAAGACGUGAAGGAAGGCCAAUUGCGACGCUAUAUGCGCCUUGAGAAGCUGAGGCAACAUUUCUGGAGAAGGUGGCAGAAGGAAUACCUCUCUGAAUUACAACAAAGGACAAAAUGGCGGACAAACACGUCAAAGCUGGACGUGGGAGAUAUGGUGCUGCUAGCUGAUGACAAUGCGCCCCCUCUCACUUGGAAACUCGGCCGCGUACUUCGUCUCAUACCCGGACCUGACGGGAUAUCCAGAGUGGCAGACGUCCUCACCACCAAGGGCUGCGUGCGACGCGCCUUUGUGCGCCUCUGCAAACUUCCCUCAGCUGAAGACAUAAACGGUUGAAACUACCUUUCAACGGCCGGGAAUAUGUUCAGGCGUAAACGCCUGUUCUAAAUGAAUAGCAAAAGUUGAGAAACAUGUAACUAUUGAAAAUUGCAUAGGCGU